This is a messenger RNA of Schistocerca nitens (vagrant locust), 6902 nucleotides long. RefSeq names its product SH3 domain-binding protein 5 homolog. Gene Ontology annotation, cellular component: cytoplasm. The record is from RefSeq and is a predicted model, not a curated record. The transcript is spliced from 8 exons. The coding region runs from base 197 to 1513 and encodes 438 amino acids. Gene Ontology annotation, biological process: intracellular signal transduction; negative regulation of protein tyrosine kinase activity. Gene Ontology annotation, molecular function: protein kinase inhibitor activity. NCBI's taxonomy places the organism in Eukaryota, Metazoa, Arthropoda, Insecta, Orthoptera, Acrididae.
GACAACGAAGUGAUUAAUGGCAUUAGAGUAACAAUACCUGUAGUGUUUUGAGUGAUUAAUGCAAUUUAUAUACGUCACGCAUUUGUCAGAAUGCGGAAGCAGUUCGUUAAGCUUGGAAUUCUACUGAUUAGAUAAGUGGGAGACGAAUCAUUCAUAUGGCUGAGUAUAGAAAUUGCAGAGGCGCUCGUUGUAGGUCAUGGAACGACCCUGCCAUGUUCCUGAUGACAGUGGAGAUGCAGAACUGGAUCCGCGAAUACAGAUUGAACUGGAAAAGCUGAAUAAUGGAACUGAUGAAAUUAAUAAACUUGAAAUAGAAUUAGAUGAGGCCAACAACACAUUCAGAUUGCUACUCAAUGAUUCAACACGGCGCCUUAAACUCCUUUCCAAAAAUUUAGGCUCAUGCAUUGAGCGUGCUCGUCCAUACUAUGAAGCUCUUGAAAUUGCAAAGAAGGCACAGCUGGAGUGUCAAAAAGCUGCUGUCCAGUUCCAAAGAGCUAAUGAAAUACACCAAGCUGCGAAAGAAACGGUGGCACUUGCCGAACAGAGGUUUCUGAGUAAACAGCAUGAAUGGCAGUUUGAUAAUGCUUGGCAAGAGAUGUUGAAUCAUGCAACUAUCAAGGUUAUGGAGGCAGAAACACAAAAAGCAGAGAGUGGCCGUGAACACCAGAGGAGGGCAGCACUCUUUAAUGCAGCAGAACAGAAGGUCCAAGAACUAGAACAAAGGCUGAGAAGAAGCAUUACUCGUUCAAGGCCAUAUUUUGAAGAAAAAACUUUAUGCCAGGAGCAGUUGGCCACUCAAAAGUGUCGUGUGGAGAAUUUACAAAAAGCAGUGGCUGCAGCAAAGCAGUCUUAUGCAGACACAUUACGCAACUUGGAACGCAUCUCAGAGGAAAUCCACUGCAAGAGAGCAGGCACUGCGCUUGGCUUACGUGAACCUGGUGUCGGUGCUGAGUUAGUCCCAUUGCCGGGGUAUGAAGUAGAAUUGGACCGCUGCGACCGUCGUUCUGUCGGCAGUAUUUCUGCUGGUGAUGAUAGUGAGCCACUUGAUGAACAGGAAUAUGAGGAUUUGGAGAAAUUGAAACAGUGUGUGCAGGAGCUGCAAACUCGCCCUGUAGAAGGUGGAAACAACACAGAAGAAUUAACUUGGGAGGCUGAACUGAAAGAAUCUGUCCACAGGCUUCAUAGACUGUCUCUAGUUCAUAAAGAUGAUGUCCAUGUAGCUAACAACACUGACAGCAUUCAGAAGGGGACAGAUGAUUCUUCUGUCACAGGAAAGACAUGUAUGUCAGCCAAGGGCACACCGCAACAGAGUAGUAAUUCCUCACCAGCCAAGUGUGUAGAAAGUAGGAAGUGCUCUAAAGAGCAGCAGAGCCCCACUCAUAAAAUGGACCGAAACUGUAGUAGGGAAGUUGAAGAUCUGGAGCUCUCUGUUCAUAAACUCAUGUGCAACAGUCCACUGACUGGGUCACCACAUCAUAUAUCAUCUCCAUCAAAACAUCUGCAGAAAUACUGAUAAUAUGUACUAUGCGGAAUGACAGAUAUUGUUUUAUUGACAAGACUGACAAACAGUAUCUGCCUGCUGUGUGUCUUGAUGGCUGUUUACUUUUCAUAGAUGUCAUUAAGUUGUUGUAGCUGUUGUUGUUAUUGUGGUUGAUGUUGCUUCAGUGUUUUCAUUCAUAGUUGCAUGAGGUACAUUAUCAGGAUCUCGCUGCUGUGAAUCAUAUUGAAACAGGAUGUCUGUUUCUCUCUGUAACGAUAUGAUAUUUUGUCUGCUGUCUUUGACAGCUUGAGUAUGUACCUGGAUGGUGUCCGUCAUGCAUCAUCUAAUAAUGCUGCGUAAGAUUAUGUACAAAUAAAUAUUUUAUUUAUUCAGAUUCUUUUAGCUUACAAUGCUGUAAUAGACUGUUUUAAUUAUUAGAAUGUUUUUAUAAUUAUUGUCCAUUCACCUUGAAGGUCACUAAAACUAUUCUUGUCUGUUUUUCUGUUCAGUAUAAAAUUUGUAACUUCGUACAAAACACACUGUGCUGGUUAAUAGGACCUUAAUGAAAGCCCUUUUUGCUAUAUGUGUUUAUUAUGCCAUCUUGUUUUAUAUUUCAUUGCUGUAAUAGAGCACAGUUUGGAAAGAAAGUGUUGAUUUGAUUUCUUGUGUUGAGGGAUUGUGUGAUGUGUGGAUUUGUUGGUACAGCUUGUAAGCACUCUUAUUUCUUUAACAUGAACUGGGGGACAUAGACAUGGAAGUAGGUGUACUUCACACUCAGUGUUCACAAUCGCUUUGAGUGGACAUAUACUGCAGUGGGAUCAAUGACGUCAUUAUCACUCCUUUCUAGCUUCCCUCCAGCAUGUCAUUUUGAACUACUAACUCCAUUGAGCACCACUGUUUUUUGUUGCUCUUUUUCUGAGGUUGGCACAAAGGAUCAGUUUUUUUUAUGCUAAUUGGUGGUCAUUCAGAUAGCUCUUAUUGUUGUCACAUGCUCUGCAAACACUGUUUAGUAAUUUUAAAAACUCUUUUAAGACCACAGAAAAUAGCUCAGAUGAAAUAGAAACAUCAUCUGUAACACACUUUUUAGUUCUGAAUUUUACACUAUUUUUGUUGUCUAUCCUUAUGUCCCCAUCCUUUUAAAUUAAAAUGUUUACAAAUGUCUCCUCAGCUCCCAUUUUUAUCAUUGCUAUCAUCAGUCCCAGGAGUAUUUUUGUAUACUAAAUGGAUUUAACCACAUCCUUGGACAAUAUUUCAGGAUCAUAUUUGGACUCAGAUUCUAUCACAAUUUCAAGUUUGAUUAGGAGAGACACAAGUAUUAAGGAAAUGUUUAAAUUUGUGUCAUAUACGUUUGUUCUGGACAUAAUGCUUUGUGCAAGGUCCAGAUGGACGAGAUGUUCAUCAUAUGUGAUGCCUUCCAACAUAAAUGAUGUCUGUGUUGUUUCAUCUGGAAUCUAGUUUUCAAUUGGCACUCGUAUAAUUUUCUUUCAUUCAUUUAUUAAUAGUUCUGUAUAGUUCAGUGAAUUCUAUAACCUUCAGUUAUGAUGACUGUUAACUUUGUUAAUCUUUUUUACACCUGUGACACUCUUACUGAUUUCCAACUGCCUGUUAUAGGCCCAAACAUUUUUUAUAUUUAAAUUUGAAAUUCCUUCAUUCUUUAGAGCUUUAGACCAGGUUGUUAAUUGCGUUUUAUUCUUUUCUGCAUUUACAUAAUUCUUGGAACGACAAACUGGAUGUUUGCUUAGUGAAUUGAAUUCUGUCUAAUUUCCUGUGUGGUUUCAUUCUACAACAUACUAAUAGUCAUUUAAAUACAGCAAAUGUUCUAGAUAGUCUUGUUGCCUAUUGUACUACAAUCAUUUACAUAAAAGGCUAAUUUUCUGUAAUGGAACCAUGUAACAUCACAAGAAAUCACCUCCUCUCUUUUUCCAUGUGCGGUAUGUACUUCAUUCGGCCAGUAAAUCUGUUGCCAUCAGUUUUGCAUCUAUUUGUAGAUAAUUAGAGUAUAAGUGUGUUUCUGGGCUCUUAGCCAAAAUUAAUGUAUGCUGUUAUAUUUUCAUAAAUGUGAAUAAUGCUUGUAAAUAUUAUAUAACUAGUAAGCCUCAGAACGAUAUAUAGUCUCUCUCAAUUAUUGACCUGGAAAGUGGCCAUUAUUAAUACAGAGUGCGCGCGCACACACACACACACACACACACACACACACACACACACACAGAGAGAGAGAGAGAGAGAGAGAGAGAGAGAGCACACAGUACCAGUGUGAAAUAAAAUUAUCCCACUCGAUUCUGUAAAGAUAAUUUUUAUGAGAGACUGAAACCAGCUAAAGUAAACUCUGUAUUCAUUUGUUGUUUGAAAAAAUAAAAUAAAAAUCUGUUGUGAUGAGCCUAAGGAUAAAUUUAAGCAGCUCAUAAAGUAAGAAUGGGUGGACAAAACUCGUUCUAUAAUCAAAACUAUUUUUAUAAAUGUUGACCAAAUCUCAGUAUGUUAAUUGUAAAGCAUAUUACAGAAUAUGUAUUUGUAAAGGACUGCUUGCUUGUGUGUGCAUGUAUAUAAUGGGGGAAGUAUUUGGGAGGGGUUUGUUGCUGUGUGAUUUUUGAGAAAAUUGGCCAAUGUGCGUUAUUUCUUCCAAUUUAUGUAAGAUGAUGAAUCAUAUGUGAGCUUUGGAAAAACUCAGUCACAGUAACUGAUUUGUAACUAUUGACUUAAUAUUAUAGGUGAUUUGUCAAUCUUACUUUGGUGACUUGCUGGUCAGCGACACUGUUAUUCCAUGUAGAUGUCCAGUAGCCAUACACACACAUAAGAUGAUACUUCUGUUGCUUGAUUAUAUUAGCAAAAAUAUUUGCACUUACCCUUUACUCCCAGACAUUUAUAAGUUGCACUUACUGUGACAGUGGAAAGACAUUAUCCAAUUGGUAUCUUGUGUGCACUUAAUAAUACUCAUUUUUGUGAUCAUAUCCAGUGUUCUUUCACAUAAUUAUUGUUACACAAAAAUGUGGAUGUCAUUGUUUUGAGUCAUGGUAGAAAAAAUUUGUGCUCAUUGUUCACACUUCAUAAUAUCAAAAUCAAACAUUGUUAUUAGUGUAGUGCUCAUCAUUUGUGCCCAAUCAUACUGUCCACUUUAUUUUAUGGGACUGCUGAAUUUUAACAAUAGUUUCUCUACGUUAGAUUCUGCAGCUUCUCUAAAAUUCAAGAAAGAAAUCUUUGUGUUCCACAGCAACUUCUGUGGUAUAAAAAGACGUCUUUCUGAAGUUCAUUUUAAGAACUUACCAAAAAUUUCUGGAAGAAAGGAGUCAACAUGAUAAAACCUUAGAGUAAAAGUUGUCCAAGAAUUGUUAGCAGUAGACCAAAAGCUUCAAAUGAAUAUCUUUGUGCCAUAUCUUACAGUAGCUUUUGUGAGUAUGAUAUUUGGAUCUUUACUGACUGAAAACUGUUUCUGUCACAGCACACAACACAGAGAGUCACAUAUUUUUUUAAUGACUCAUUUAAAUACAAGUAAGUGUCAAUACAAAAAAGUCAUUGAGUUUCUACUAACAAGAGAAACAGAGAAAUUCACACUUUGGAAGAAUAUGGGGAAUAAUUUUAUGUGACAAAUAUAAAACUGCAUGUCAGAAAAAAAAAGAGAGCAGAUGCCAGUUACUAUCUUAAAGUAAAAAGAUAACGGUGGUGUUGCAAGUAGCAAAAAGUUAUAAAAUAUGGAGCUUAGAGAUAAAAUUUAAGACUGAAACCUGUUGAGAAGCUGUAGACCAGCAAAAUCAAUGGUAGGAGUAAUGGAGGCAACUCACCAUUUAGUUGAGAUGUCAGUUGGCACAUAAUCAAGACUGACAAUAUUACUAAGCUUCAUGGUGUCUGUCUGUCUGUCUGUCUGUCUAUCAGUCAUAGGAACAAUGCUGAAGGCCUAGCAAUGUUCUCUGUACUGUGUGUGCACUUACUGACAGCUAUAUGGACUGUUGCCCUUACUCCUACCAUUGUUGAUAUUCCACCAAGGACUUCGUAUUACCAUAAGAAACAGAAAAAAUACACGUGAUUGGAAAGUAAUUUUUUGAAGUUUAUUGUUUGGAACUUUCUUCCUGUUGUUCCACAAACAUAUCAAACAGUAUCAAACUGUCUUUAAGAACUUGCAAUAGAAACCAGUAUUACUGUGGGGUACCUUCUUACAUGUAAAUAUUUCUAGUAAUUGUGUUCUUAUUUGAAACUAAACUAAACAAAGUAGAUGUACAAAGAUUUUGUACAAAAAUAUAGUAUGGAAAUGUGUUGUGGCAGUUUUAUAGUGUUAAUAGGUACAAAAUUACUUACAGGUUGUGUGCUGUCCUUAUUUAAAUAGUACAACUUUAAAAACACUUCUGUUUUUAGUAUAGUUACAAUUAAGAAGCUUCUCUUAAUAAUUCAAUUACAAAAAUACUUUUCAUAUUGUGGAUCCCUGGUGGUAGAUUGAUGUGUUAGAAAAACUUAAAACAUUUUUAAUUAAAUUUUGCGUCUUUCAGGUAUACCUUUGACUCUGUUCAUUUGUGAUUCAAUAUAAUACCUGACUAAAAUAUCUCCAGGCAAUUCUGUAUGUUGCUGCCGUCUAGUCUUCUACAAGUAAUGGGAGCAUGUUAUAUUAACAGGAUAUCCCUGGUGUUACCAAUUGGUGUACAUUAUAGUGAUCUGAAAUUUUGGCAGUUGUGCAGAAUGUCACUGAUUGUGGGCUUUUCUAAGAGUCAUAAAUAAUGUGUACAAUAUACUUUCAAAGUUGCAGUUAUUUGUCUACAUCUGAAACUUUAUUAUUUGGUCUCACAAAACAGCAUCAAAAUUUUGAACAGUCAUGUACAUUUCAUUAAAUAGCAGAGAGGAAAUAAGGAAAUUAUUGUGGUUAUAGCUGCUUCUAUUUUUAAAAAUGAUUGGCAGUGUGAAGUGACUUAUUUUGUGCUAGCAUUUCAGCAACAGACACGUUUUGAUUUUUUAAAUCCCCCCUUCCCUCAUGUAGCUUUGCUGAAAUAUUGCUAUGAAGAUAUCUAUGUUGUCAGUGUGAUUAUCUAUUUUAAAUGGUUUAUUGUUAUAUGAAGAAUAAGUGUGUACAUUUUUGCAGAGCAGCCCAUUGUGACUAGUUUGUGCAAAAGCACUCUCUUUAUGUACUGUUUGAACUGCCAGUUAACUUCCACAUUUCCAUACUUGUCUAAAUGUAAAUGAACUAGUUGCCUUAUCAUUUGUAAGUAUGCAAAGUUUUCAGUUUAGUUGUUUAAUGUCUUUUUAACCAUUAUGUAAUUAAGGAAUGGUGCUUGCCAGAAUGGUGCUCUUAAAUACAGACUUUUAGAAACCAACUUCUGUUCUAACCUUUUUGUACCAAAAUUGUAUUUGUUUCUUUUGUGACUCUUUUGUGUUUUAUGUACAGUAGUAUCCAGUUAUUGUGAAUCCUCACUGAAUAAAAUCUAUUUUAUUAAAGAUGUGACAA